GGAAUUGUUCAUAGAGCUCUGAGAGAGGAUUGUGUCGAGCCAUGGAUCUUGGGAAGGGUACCAAAAAAUAUCUCCAUUCUACUUUUGGACAUCAAUGUGGCCGCUGCAUCUGUGGAAUGUUGCUAACAUUGGCAGUGAUGAGAGACGAGUUACGGCGGUGCAACCCAUAAUACUUUGAGGAUUUGAUGGAGGACCAAUAUGGAGAAUGCUAUGCCCAGAAACUGGAGGACAGGUUGCUGCAUUACCUUCAGGUACUGGAGUCGACGCUGCAGAGCGAUACCUAUUUUGACCAGCUGUUGAAGCAGGAGGGUCCAAUGGCAUACGAAGAGGAGUUACUAUUGCCGUUAAUUACCUGUGACUCCACCUCCCUUGCUGCGUCCUUGAAGAGGCUAUUCCACUCUGACAAGUCUUCUUCAAGAUGCCAUCCCAGCCACGGAGCCCAUAAGGUAUCAGCACAGGAGAGGGGAAUAGGCCGGGAGCUGGAGGGUCCUGUGACCUCGAAAGUUGUGCUAAGGUCGCCCAAGGAGAGAACACACAAAGACGGGCAGUCACAGCUUGACAGGACAAGUCUCUACGCAUUCCAGGGUAUCUGUCAAGAUAACCGAAAGGAGAGAUCCAAAUCAUUGGGGUUGGGUCCACACCAUGCUUGUGCAGCUGAGCAAAGUUUAGAGCCACAGGCCCUUAUCGUGGAGCUGGGGGUGGAUCUGUCCAAAGACAGUCCACUCCUCCUGGAGGAGGAAGUCUCUGAUGGGGAGGAGGGGAGCCGAGGCAGGACGGAGGAGGAUGACGGGCAGAACAAUGAGGAGGUGCCUGAGGCCUCCCCACUGCAGCUGUGCUCUAAACACCGGAAAUGGGUGAGGAGCAUUCUGCAGGAGUGCUCGGAAGAACUGCUGUGUGAAAAGAGUGAUACCCCAGUGCACUGUCAGGGGUCCUCUUCCACCUCAUCACAGGACUUGACCCCAUCCCUCCUCACCCUUUGUCAACCCCAACAUCUAACUCUGGCCACACAGAGCCCUUCCCCUCCUCAACCAGUGGCUGUAUCCCAACCUACGGACCUCGAUGACAGAGCCCAUUCUGAACAGGCUGGAGAACUAGCAGACAGCCCAGAGGCCAGUAGAACACAUAAGGUCAAGCUGAGACUGUCUGUGGAGAGUCAGGCUCUUCUGCUUAUAUCAAAGUUUCGACAGCCAUUUGUGCGGCUCCGAAAACUGACCCAGCAGGAGUGUAGCAUGGCUGCAGAGCUAAGAGGGACCAAGACCACUGAGGAGGAAGACUGUGAUGAUGGUGAAGAGGAGGAUGAUGAAGAACAUGUGGAAAAAACUCCAGUGUAUUCUUAUUAUGAUUUAAACACGCUCUAUUCUAGUUUUGAGUCAAGCUCUGAUGAAGAUCCCGAAACACAAGAUUCAGAUCCUGACUAUGUUCCUGGAUAUGGAAAGAGGAUGUACAACCAAAGUGUGUGAUGGAGGAAGAAGCAUGAUCCCGGGGUUGACAAUGAGGUAUGGGAUUAGAUUAAGGUAUCAGGGUGGUGUCCACCAUUUGCCGCGGUGAAAUGUAUAGCUGAGGUUAAACAAACUGCUACAUAAUUAUUCAGCAUCAGAAUUCUGGUUAAAUUUCAGUAAAACAGUAUUCAAUAUGCCCAGUUCAACCAGGUGUAAUGUUGGUAUAAUAACCUUUUACAUACCAUAAUACACAGCACCAGUUUCUUACUGACCUAGGUUCUUGGUCUGUGACAAUACCAGUAUCUCUAUUUUUUUCCAUGGCAAAAAUGAAAAUAUGUGGCACACCAAACUCUGUAAAAUAUUGUGUGCUAUAGCUUGGAAAAUAAACAUGACUGGAUGACAUGGGGAUUUUUUUAUUUCCAACAUUAGGGUUAUUUUUUUCCUAAAAAAGUUACAUUCUUUUUGUGGAUUGUUUCCUAGCCACGAUAUUAUACUGGUAUCGUCCCCAAUAUUUAAUACUGUGUCAGGUUGAUUCAGAGGGGUCUGUUUGAUGGUGUGACAUGGAUUAAAUAUUACUCAGAUAUUCUGAGUGGACUGCUACUGUCCAUAACAUGCAACUAAAAUCCGUUGACCAGUCAUUGUGCACCUCCUUUUGUUGACAAAUCAAUGAUGAUGACGUCAUUGGGAAUUGCGUACAUCACUGAACAAAUGGAAAAGCUGUGAAUCAUUCCUGAUUUUGUCAUAGGCAGCUCAUCUUGUGAAGUGAGGGUUCAGGGUCAUCAUGCUGUCAGUGUAAGCCACCUAUGCAUUUGUGCUUACACACUACCGUUGUUAGUUAAUCCAUAUAUUAGUUAGUCCACUGCAAUUUUGGGGUAGGUCAAGUGACACAGAUUCAGGGUAUGUGGGCUAAUGAGAAGACAGAUGUUAGAUGACUCAGCAACAUAUUCAUAGGAUGGGAAGCUAGUAGAGGGCUUCCAUAGAGAGAGAAGAUGCAAGGGAUUCUCCUUUACCCAGAAGAGGGUCAUUGGGCCAAAAGCCUACAAAUAGGGUCAUACAUAUUAUUAACACCUCAUCAUUAAGAGACAUGUGAAUCAUGAUGUAGCAGUCUGUGUUUACUUCAGUUUUAAAAUCAUGUGUGGGAACUGGAUUGGUGAGCAGCAAGGUGUUGCGGUAAAUUACGGUUGUUGUGAAGUGAGUAGGUACUUGACUCAUACAAUUACGAGUCACUUUUAGGUAGGUGAGCUUGAGUUCUGUGACAUGUUUUAUUUAUUAAGAAUGUAUAUGUGGAUAGGUACGUGGUCAACAGAGGGACAUGGAGUGACAGGGUCUUUAACUGACUCAACCCCAUCAUGCCUGCUGGCGGAUAGGGCACAGGGUCCUUAGCCAGAUAAGGGGAUGGUGGGGUACAAAGUUCCAGGGGAUUUUUGUGUGUGUUGGACCACUGCAUAAGGUUUUAUUAGGAUGUGUAUUUAUUUAUCUACAUUCUUCUGUAAAUUUUACAGGACACAGUGGCUCUACCAAUAUUGCAUAAUGAGUUGUUCAGUCUCUGUUCACUGAGUUACCCAUCAUGAGAGUAAACAACCCCAGAGUGAAUCAGAAGUUAUGCUGUUGGCUACCUGUUACAUUACUGUGUUCAAUAAACUUUUUGUGUGAAA
Molecule: messenger RNA, 3094 nt
Organism: Oncorhynchus gorbuscha (pink salmon)
Lineage: Eukaryota; Metazoa; Chordata; Actinopteri; Salmoniformes; Salmonidae
Product: tyrosine aminotransferase-like
Exons: 4
Coding region: 186-1460 (424 amino acids)
Biological process (GO): telomere capping; regulation of telomere maintenance via telomere lengthening; biosynthetic process
Cellular component (GO): shelterin complex
Molecular function (GO): telomeric repeat DNA binding; pyridoxal phosphate binding; L-tyrosine:2-oxoglutarate transaminase activity
Source: RefSeq, a predicted model, not a curated record